AAAUGAAGAAUACUUUUAUCAGUUUUACGUCAGCGUGUUUAUUAUACACACGAUAUAAAAGUCAAAAUAAUCAGAUGUGAGGUUAAAAGUUGCAAUUAAUACUGAUAAAAAUUAUCUUGAUUAGAUGACUUUAACUUCUGCUCUUGAACUAUUUAAUGAUGGCCGAGAAUAUUAGAAUAAAAAGUAGUGAAGUUAAGGAAAUUUUCAAAAAUAUGGAAUAUGGAAGUAGCUACGAAACCAUUCACUCAGCGCUUGAUUGGUUAAAAACUAAGGAAAACAGUUUUUUCGCAUACGUAGAUAAGCCCACAGAGACACCGAAUGGAAGUAUAAUAGAAUUAGCUAAUGCUGUAAAUAAUAAAAAAUUACAUAAAAUUCAUGUGCCAGAUAUUGAUACUAUUAAUAAGAUUUUAUUACAAGGUAGCAACAAAAAGUGGUCUGAAUUAAAACCAUAUGAAAGAGUAAAAAUUUUAAACCAAAUUGGUACUCAGAUUGAAAAAAAGGCUGAACUAUUUGUACAGUUAGAAAUAUUAACCAGGGGUAUUUUAGGAAAAGAUUCUAAAACAAAAGCUAUUCCGCUAUUAUCUCAAUAUUUCCAUUAUUAUGCAGCAUAUGCAUUUAAUUUAGAAGAGGAAAAGUUACCACAAGGCAUUGCAGUUGGAGUAAUAUCAAAAGAAAAUUAUUUACCCUAUUUAGGGCUUUUUCUGGCUCCUGCUUUAGCUGCAGGACGUACUAUUGUACUGCAGAUAGGUUUGCAAUUAACACCUGUGGCUUUUUUAUUACAAGAAAUUGCACAAUCAGCCGGUGUUCCUGAAGGUACAAUAAGAAUCAUACCUUCAGACGAUGGUGAACUUCUGCCUUAUAUGAAUUCUGAAAAAGUAGAAAUCAUCACUUUAUUUGUCGACUUGAAUAGUGGAUUAUACAGAGGUGUUAACACUCAAAAUAAAAAAAUACUUGUUCUAACUUCGUACAAAACUCCUGCCAUAGUUUUUGAUAGUGCGGAUCUGGAUACAGCAUCCGAAAGUGUAAUAGAAUCAUCAUGGAGUUACCAGAGCAUGUUACCUUGGACCACAGACACCAUUUUAGUUCAAGAAAACAUUUUCCCACUAUUCUUGAACAAACUCAAAUCGAAGAUGAUGACCCUUCACAUAUCGACAGCGGACGUGAAAUCAACGAAUAUUUCCGUGAAUUUAAGUGAAAGUAUUGAUGAAUUAAACGAACUUGUUAAACAAGCUAAGCUACAAGGCAUAGAAAUAUUUCAAGUUGAAGAGAGUUCUAAUAAAUGGAGCCCUACUUUGUUGAUCGGUGGAAAAGUAUCACAUAAUGCUUUAAAUACGAAAAUUGAUACAGCUAAAGCAGUUACCGUUUUAGCUUUCAGAUCGAUAGAUGAAGCUGUUAAUUUAGCUAAUAAUACGAGACAGGGCUUAUGGGCAUCUAUUUGGAGUGAAAAUAGUGGUGUUAUUAACGAAGUCACAAGAAAACUAAAAGUGAGCAAUAUUUUUGUGAAUGGUAGUAAUGCUUUUUCUCCAGAAAUAGUCUUUACCCCAAUCAAAGAGAGCGGAAUUGGAAUCUACGGGGGCAAAGAAGGCUUUCUAGAAUAUCUGACUUUGGAACCAACAAAACAUUGUUAUUGUACAAAGAAACCAUCCUCAUCAUCUAUUUCUAAUAUAGAUUCUUUAUUUAAUACAGCCAAUAAGGCACAAGCAAGUUGGCAGAAAGUAUCGAAAAUACAAAAAGAAAAAAUAUUUCUUGAAUUUGCAGAAAAUUUACCGCCAAAUAUAAAAGAAGCUAAUGAAUCAGAAGUGAAAUGGACUGCGAAAGAUAUUUAUUUGGCGCUCAAGAAUACGAUUAGAACAAAUUAUUCAACUACUAUUUCGGGAUACAAUUUAAAUUCCUAUACAGAACCAAGAGGAGUUAUUGUACUAGACAGGUCAGAAAGUGUUAAUAUCCCCUUGGUAGUAACUUCAAUUUUAGAGGGAAAUUCUUUGAUGGUUCUUACUACUGCUAAUUCCGAGAAAAUAUUGAAAUUAUUGAGUAGUAGAUUACCCAGUGGCGUUCUAAAUUUAAUUCCGUAUGAAUCAAAUAUAUUGAAGAAAUUGGCUGCAAACAAAAAGGUCAAUUGUUACUUUGGAGAUGACAGCGAGCAUAUUUUAAGAUGUCUUCCUAUUCAAGACUCCAUUAAAUAUGUUAAUAUAGCGACAAGUGUGGAUAUUUUUGGAAAAAUUACAUUUGUGAAGAAUGUUUUGAGUGAUAUUGGAUCUUCCAGUAACUGUAAUUUUUAAUAAAUAAAACAUAUUGUUAAUAAA
Molecule: messenger RNA, 2303 nt
Organism: Diorhabda sublineata
Lineage: Eukaryota; Metazoa; Arthropoda; Insecta; Coleoptera; Chrysomelidae
Product: 2-aminomuconic semialdehyde dehydrogenase-like
Exons: 10
Coding region: 156-2279 (707 amino acids)
Molecular function (GO): oxidoreductase activity, acting on the aldehyde or oxo group of donors, NAD or NADP as acceptor
Source: RefSeq, a predicted model, not a curated record